Molecule: messenger RNA, 602 nt
Organism: Cuscuta campestris
Lineage: Eukaryota; Viridiplantae; Streptophyta; Magnoliopsida; Solanales; Convolvulaceae
Source: the annotation of a GenBank genome assembly
AGCCAUAUAUUUAUGUUGUAAACUACUGUAAUUAAUUGAGGAUAUAUUAAUAAUAAUGUACUUGUGAUGAUGAUGAAUAAGUAUUGGUGUAGUGGAAUGGGGAGCUUGAAUAAUGGAGCAGAGGCGAUCGAGAAACAGACCAAGAUUCUGGCGGGGAGGGUGCGGAGGAUGCUGGGGCUAACGUGGGACCGGAUUUGCAGCGUGGGACGGGAAGAUCCUCGGCGAGUUGUUCACGCCGUGAAAGUGGGCUUGUCUUUGACGUUGGUGUCUUUGCUGUACUUGGUGGAGCCGCUGUUCAAGGAGGUCGGCCAAAACGCCAUUUGGGCCGUCAUGACGGUGGUUGUCGUCCUUGAAUUCACUGCUGGUAAUUAAUUGUACAUGAUUAUAUUACCAUCCCGUUUUUAAGGACCCUAUCAUUUUUUUUCUCAUUUUGUUUGCCAUGCAUAAUUCCAUGAUGGCGCUUUAAUUUGGCUUAUUAGAGUGCUUGUUGUGAUCAUUUUAAGUUGACUUUGAUACCAAUGUGGUAAACCAAUGCUUACUAUUUUGAUAAGUACUCCGUACUUUUUUGUACUCCCUCCGUCCCAUAAAACAUUUCCUGUUUC